Messenger RNA from Pristis pectinata (smalltooth sawfish), 18499 nucleotides. RefSeq names its product protein bassoon-like. Gene Ontology annotation, biological process: protein localization to synapse; presynaptic active zone assembly. The record is from RefSeq and is a predicted model, not a curated record. Bases 35 to 12517 code for a protein of 4160 amino acids. The transcript has 15 exons. Gene Ontology annotation, cellular component: GABA-ergic synapse; axon; cytoskeleton of presynaptic active zone. Lineage: Eukaryota; Metazoa; Chordata; Chondrichthyes; Rhinopristiformes; Pristidae. Gene Ontology annotation, molecular function: metal ion binding; structural constituent of presynaptic active zone.
GCGGGAGCUUCGUUAAAGCGAGAUUCUCGGUGACAUGGGGAACGAGAACAGCCUGGAAACCGGCGAGCUGGGCCCGAUCUCUGCACCGGGAGGCGGCGCCGCGCAGCCGCCGAAGACACCCGCCGCCCCCAACGGAGCCCCGGGAGGGCGAGCGGCGGCAGGCGGCAGUGCAAGACCACAUCAGAGUAAUCAGCUUGGUCAGCCUGAUGUGAAAAUUGAGACCCUCCAGCAGACUACUCCCAACGAUGAAAGUGCUCGAAGAAUGCAAAAUCAAGGUCGUUCUACACAAUCUGUACAACAACAAGAACAGAGGAGGACUCUCCAAGUUGACACAAAUAUGAAAAGAACAGAAAAAUCCCAUUCUGCAUCCCCAGAUAGAGGAAGUGCUCCAACCUCCCCUUAUUCAGUACCACAGAUAGCUCCAUUGCCCAGCAGUACUCUGUGUCCUAUAUGUGCAACUACAGAGCUGAACUCUUCUCCAAAACAGCCAAACUUCAACACUUGUACUCAGUGUCAAUCAGUAGUGUGCAAACAGUGUGGAUUUAACCCGAAUCCUGACAUUACAGAGGUGGACGAAUGGUUGUGCUUAAACUGUCAGAUGCAGAGAGCACUGGGAAUGGACAUGACUACUGCACCUCGUUCCAAAAGUCAUCAGCAGUUACACUCUCCAUCACACCAGCCCCAAACAGAACCACAAGCAAAUGUGCAGAGACCACCUCAGUCAGAUCACGUCCCCCAACAAGGAAGGACCACUCCGGUAAAAAGGGAACUUCCUAAAGUGCCAUCUGGUGUGCAGAGCAGACCUGAGACCAAGGUGCAACCCAGUCAGAGUGAACAGCGAGGGUCAACAACUGAUCAGUCUCAACCACACCUUCAUGGCCAACCAAAGCCUGUUGGCCCAUCAGAGGCAACCAGACCUAUGGGUCAGAGUCAGCAAACUAAGCCUUCCCCUGCAGAACAAAAGAGAACAGCAGAUGGUUCACCAGCAAGAACACAAGCUGGCCCUACCAGUAUAUCCCAGGACCAGGAGGGUAUUACUGGUAAACUCUUUGGGUUUGGAACUUCCCUUUUAAACCAAGCUACAAACCUUAUAUCCACACAGCCAGAACAGACUCCACCAGGCCAGCAAUCACCUGCUAAAGGGUCUGCAGCUAAACAGGCUCCAAAAAUAGUUUUCAGUGAUCAAAGCACAGAACUGAGUUCUAAGUUGCAGGGUUCAAUACCAGGAAUGCAAGUUAAAACUGGGGAUGUCUCUUCAAUUAAACAAGCAAAACCAGAGCCAGUUGCUCAACAGAAAGAAGCCACGAAGCCCAAAGUAUUGUGCCCACUAUGUAAAACAGAACUGAAUGUAGGAUCAAAUCAGUCUCCCAACUUCAACAACUGCACUGAAUGCAAAGUCCAAGUGUGCAACAUGUGUGGCUUCAAUCCAACUCCACAUCUGGUAGAGAAAAAAGAAUGGCUCUGCCUGAACUGUCAGACUCUGCGGCUAAUGUCUGGAAAUUUAGGAGAUGCAUCCCUUCCUGUCCCGCCAUCUGCAUCAAAACAACAACCAGCAUUAUCACCACAUCACCAAGGGCAAAUGGGUGCCAGUAUGCAACAAAAGAAAGGGGGUAGUCAACAGCAGCAAGUUGGUUCUGUGCCACCACAAAUGGCCCCUUCAGCACCAGGUCAACAAUCUUCUCCACAGAAGGGACCGCCAACUCUGAAAUUAACAGAGCAAUCCACACCAACAAAACAGCAAGGUCCAUUGGUCGUGGAUAAACUGCAAACUCAGCAAAUGCCUCCUGGACACACUGAGCCCCAGCAGCUUUCCCAGAUUUCAGACCCAAACAAGUCACAGUCAUCUAAGGAGAAGCCAAAAUCUGUAGUACAGAGCACCACAGCGUCUAUGCCAACAAAAGCGAUCAGCACAGACAAAAAAGUGGACCCUUCAAAGGAAAUUUCCCAGGCAGCUGAUCUACAAAAAGCAAAAAUGCAAGAGGAGCUGAACAAAAGUUAUCCCCAGGAGCUGUCACGCAGCCCACAAAGUUUAAGUGAUACAGGCUACUCAUCUGACGGCAUAUCAAGCUCACAGAGUGAGAUCACAACUUUGCUGCACCAGGAAGGGCAAAAACUUAAUGAAUCUGGCCCAGCACAACAUAGUCCAAUGAGCCCUUCAGAAUUUACCAAGUUGGAGAGCACCGUACGGCCAUUGCUUGAAUUCCAGAAUGUUCAAGAUCGGGCUAAAGGAGGAAUGACUGUUCAUGAUUCAAGUGAAAAACAAAUACAGCGAGAUAGGCUACAGUCACUUCCAAUUACACCAGAGUCUUACAGUUCAGAUGAAGAGCUUGAAGACAUACAAGAGGAGGAUGAAGAUACUUUGGAAUGGGAAAAUGAAGGGGAGCGAAGAGAAAGUCUAGAAUCACUUGAUGAGUUUGGCAGGAAACUGCGGCAUGACUACACUGAGGGAGGGAGUGAAAGUGCAAUACCACCUCCGCAAGCUGAUGCUGCAAGUGCAGGUGCAGAGUUAACAGAUGAAGAAUUUAUGCGAAGGCAACUCUUGGAAAUGAGUGCAGAAGAGGACAACGUAUCGGUGGAAGAUGAGAACCUGGGCAGUCAUAUUGAACAUGUUAGUAAGAAGAAGAGUCAAAAACUUAACUCAGAAUCCAACAAACAAAGCCUUUCAAAGCAACAGGAGAAUCUUAAUGUAAGCAUCAGUUAUGAAGGUACUACACUGGAAAAUUAUGGGCAGGAAGAAAACCAGUCAUGGCAAGAACAGAAGGAACAUGAUGAUACCUAUGCAGAAUCUAUAAAUCAUGUAGAAGACUCAGUGGGGGAACCAGCUGGGUUACGACGUUUUAAGACUAUUGAUUUGAACACCACAAAUACUUACACGAAUAGAGGCAUUGAAGUUUGCAGUGAAGCAGAUCUUAACAUUGACAGAGAGCCUGAACUUGAGAUGGAAAGUUUAACAGGGUCACCAGAUGAAAAAUCUAAGGGUGAAUACUCAUCUACAUUGCCAGCCUCAACACCUACUUUAUCAUCGGGCACUUCCCCUACUUCUGUCUCUUCACUAGAGGAAGAUAGUGACAGUAGUCCAAGUCGAAGGCAUAGACUUGAGGAAGUUAAACAGCAGAGGAAGGCAAGACAUCGCUCACAUGGUCCUCUAUUGCCAACUAUUGAGGACUCUUCUGAGGAAGAGGAGUUAAGGGAAGAGGAAGAGCUUCUUCGAGAACAGGAGAAAAUGCGCGAAGUCGAGCAGCACCGUAUCCGAAGCACGGCGAGAAAAGCAAAGAGAGAUAAAGAAGAAUUAAGGGCACAGAGAAGGCGUGAAAGAUCCAAAACGCCACCAAGUAACCUUUCUCCCAUUGAGGAUGCUUCUCCAACAGAGGAGUUACGUCAGGCUGCAGAAAUGGAAGAACUCCAUCGUUCAUCCUGCUCCGAGUAUUCACCAACUAUGGAUUCUGAAGCUGAAGGUUUUGAAAUAACAACCUGCAGAUUGUACAAGUCAGGUAGUGAGUACAACCUCCCCUCAUUUAUGUCCUUGUAUUCUCCAACGGAAAAAUCAUCUAACUCUUCAGCAAAUCAAAAACCACUGAAGAGCGCAGAAGAAGCAUAUGAGGAAAUGAUGAGAAAGGCUGAAAUGCUAAAGUCACAGCAACCAACACAGGACACAUCAUAUAGCAGUGCUUAUCAGUCAGAUGAUUACACGGAGAGUAAUUACAAAUACCCGUCUUCAGAUGAAUAUAAUUAUUCAAGCAAUGAGAUAACAUUAUCCCAGUCCACCUUACAAAGUGAACUGCAGAAAUCAGAAGUAUAUGAGGACACAUCAAAGACUGCUGGACACCCUCCCAAAUUGUCCCAUUCACCAUCACUUGACCUCCGCUUGCAGCAACAAAAUGCCCAAAUACAAAAUCUUGAGCGGUCUUUCCAGGAAAAAAAGCUUCUUGACGCACAAAGUGCUUAUAUUGAACUGGCAAGGCAAACGGAUGCACUUCUUACACCCGGGACAAGUCCCACCCAGUCAUCUGCACCAAUUUCUUUUAUUUCGUCCAACAGUAAUAGAGGCAUCCCUGAUGUUCGGGUAACCCGGUAUUUCACCAGGGACAUGCAGGAGCAAAGCCAUACUGCAAAACCUAUGGGAACAAAUGUUAACAAUUCACAAAUAGCUACUGCUUCUUACACAACAUACAACAAAAGAUCUGCUGUGACAGUGGCCACUGCAAUUGUGGGUCUGUCCUCUACUUGUGCGGGGUCUAUAGAUCGGACUGUCGGAUACGCUCAAGGUAGACCAUCAGAUUCUGGAAUGUCAGCGCCUUACAACACUCAAAGUAAUACUACUUCUGCAAGUAAGAAAUUCGGUGAAUCAUAUGGAUUAUCAAGCACCGAUGGGACAUCCACACAAAUAGCUGAGAACAUCUUCAAAAGUUCCACUUCUGAAGGACCUAUUUCCCCAUCUUCUAUACAGAGAUCAAUCUCUAGAACUAAAAGUCCUAUGACGGGUAGUAAAUCCACUGCAGAAUUUUCAACACAGACUUCAAAUAAUAGAGUUGUAUCCCCUUCCAGCGUAACCAUGGCCUCAUCACCAUCCACAGUAAUGGCACAAGGUACUCAGACUUCAGUGAGAUCAUCCCGCCUCACCAGGCAAAUAUCUUCUCCUGACUCCACAUUCAUGGUCAUUACUCUGGCAUCAAAUAUUUCAUCCUCAACCCAACCAUUAACUGUUAAUAUGGCCACUUCGCCCAGCACCUCACCAACACGGUUGAAUCGGCAACAAACACUGCAGGGCUGGACACAGCCAAUGAUUGCUUCAUCACAUCAGCAGAUGCAAAUGCAAUCCAUGUACAGCAAGCCUACUUCACAAGGUGAUAGAAUAUCUAUGAUUCAGCCAACACAGAGAGGGCAAAUUACUUCAUCGGUUAUCACAACAACUAGUAUGGUUGGUCAAGGUUUAGAAAGUAUUUCCUUAAAUGAAGUUUCAAAGACAUGUAGCUCUGUGGUAGAUCUCAGAACAGUUACUAAGUCACCCCCUGUCAUAAUAACAGAUUAUGGAAUGGAUUUAACAUCCUUGGCUACAGAAAGUAGGAAAUACUCACUUGAAUCAGACCAGCUACCUUGUCGUCAGUCCACUGCUGUGCAGCCAUUAAUCAUGAAUCUUAAUGUGCAGGAGCAUCCGCAUGUAAACACAACUGCAACAACAACUGUGGGUAUAACAAUCACGUCAUCAAUGGUAAUUUCCCAGACAAAAGUGCCGAAGAUAUAUGGUGAUCCCUUCCAGAAUCGCAUGGAUCUAGGUCAUGGUACAGCGAAAGCAAUUUGUCUCAUGCAAACAAAACAACUAGAAUCAGUGGUUCAACCCCCUACUGUUACAGAGAGUGGAACCAACAUUGACAUGGCAAUGGUAAUGGCAAGAUCAGAUCUAGAUAGCCAAAUGCAAACACAUUUUGCUAGAUUCAACUUAGCUAACCAAACAACUCCAGUGCGUAAAGUAGACAUUUUAGUGAAUCAGAGCAACAUCAAUAAUGCCAUAAAUAUUAGUGCCAUUCCUAAGACAGUACCUCAAGACAGUGGUUUUAUUGCCUCACAGGUACAUAAAGAAGCAUCUCUGGAAUUAAAGCCAUCUGCUCCCCCACCAAACUUGCCUGCAAUGAAAGUACACGAUACGAUGGUGCAACUGGACCACACAGCAGCUGGCACAGUCACAAAGUUGAUAAAAGAAGAUCCCCCAUCAAAUGCAAUAGAUUUGACAGGACCAAAACCAGAAAGGCCUGUCUGUUGUGACGUUGUAUAUAAAUUUCCUUUUGCUGAUAGCUGCACAGGUUCAUUUAAUCAAGGCUCCCAAGUCCCAGAUCUAGCAUCAUAUGAACCGCAACCAUGUAACAGGAAGACUGCUCACCAGUACUAUGACAACAGAGUUCAGGAACCUCUUGAAAGUUACCACUAUAAAGAACCCGUGGCUACUUACAAGGAUAGUCUUAAUAUGUAUGAAGAGCACAAAACAUUUCCUCUGGUAUUUUCUGGGCGACUGCAUUCAUCUAUGUCGGACUCCAAUCUGCUGGAGUCCAGCAUUAAUUACAACUUAUUGAAAAACGAACCUCUUUAUCAUCCACCUGGAGGUGAUGCAGCUGUAGAUCUGAGUACAAUGAAACAUUCUUACAGUUUGUCAUUCAAUCAGGGAAGAGACUGGGGACUUGGAAUGCAGUAUGGCUCCUUCACUGAUCUUAGACAGCAGUCAGAUAUCCUCAGCCAACCCACACCAAUAAGAAGAUAUAGUUCAAUGUCUAAUAUUAAUUCAGAUUACGGAUACUCGAUGCGAGAUGAUCUGUCAAAUUUUCAGGAGGCCAGUUUGGCCCAUUACAGUGCAACAACUGCUCGGGAGAUCAGCAGGAUGUGUGCAGCUCUCAACUCCAUGGAUCAUUACGGAAACCGGUACACAAAUAGUUCAGAUUCUAUGCAGUAUGGGACAUCUGCUCCAAAUGCACAAUGUGAUGGACUGUCAAGAAGCAGUAUAAUGUCAAACCAACAAGGAAUGUCUCCAGUAAAACAAAAUAUGAUGUAUAAUCCAACUUUUUCUGACUCCCGACGCCGUAUUGCAGCUCGUGGCUUUGGCAAUAUGCCACAUGCUGUACGCAUGAGAGCUAUAAGGCAGAUGUAUCCUCCAACUGCACCUGUGAGAGCACCUGAUGGCAUGAUUUACUCUACAAUCAACACCCCGAUUGCUUCCACUCUCCCUAUUACAACACAGCCAGCGUCUAUCUUGCGCCCAAUGUUGAGAGGUGUUUACAGACCCUAUUUGCCUGGUAGUGUCACAGCUGUGCCUUUGGCCAGGUUGACCAGACUUCCCCUAGUUGCACCAAGGAUGCCUGCUACAACUUCUGCUAUAUAUCGGUAUCUGCCUCCAAACCGAUUUACAGGGGUUUCUACAGCGUCAGCAAGCGAAACACCAAUCUAUCUGGGAAAGCCUGGUACAGAAACCGUAUCUAAUGUUAAAACUGCAGGUGUGAAUGCCAUUCAAAAUGUACCAAGUCAAACCAUACAGAGGCCUGAACAAAGUGAUAUUGCUCAACAAAGUGCUUUAGCUUCUAUGGCCCAGAAAUUUAACCCUGAGGCUAAUCAGUCUAAACAGCAGCCAGACGUGGGGAUCAUGCAGCAGCAGCAGCACCAGCAACUGCAGCAGCAACUCCAGCAACAAUUGCAGCUUCAGCAGCAGCAACUACAGCAGCAACAGCAACUACAGCAGCAGCCAGCACAGCAGCAGCCAGUGCAACAGCUGCACCAGCAGCCGGUGCAACAGCAGCACCAGCAGCCGGUGCAACAGCUGCACCAGCAGCCGGUGCAACAGCUGCACCAGCAGCCGGUGCAACAGCAGCAGCAGCUGCCGGUGCAACAGCAGCAGCAGCUAUCGCAGCAGCAAGUGCAGCAACAGCAGCAGCCAGUGCCACAGCAGCUGCAACAGCCAGAGCAUCAGCAAAACCUGGAACAACAAGAACAGCUUGACCAACAGAAAGAGCAGCAGCUACAAAAGCAGCUGCAGCAAUUGCUGCAGCAGCAACUGCAGCAGCAGCAACUGCAGCAACAAAAGCAGCAGGACGCUCAGCAGAGUGAUGCUGCAAGGGCUAGUGCCAGUAGAAGAAAGCAGGAAGAAAAAGAGGAAGAGCAUCAGCGAAAGCAGCAGCAAGAUCACAUUCUGCUUAUCGAGCGGGAACGAGUGGAGCUGGAAAAGUUGAGGCACCAGCGUUUGCAGGAAGAGCUGGAGCGCCAGCGGCUGGAGUUACAGCGCCAUCGGGAGAAUGAGCAGAUCAUUGUGCAGCGGGAGCUUCAGGAGCUGCAGACCAUUAAGCAGCAGGUUUUGCAUCAGCAGCAGGAGGAGAGGCAGGCCCAGCUUGUUCUCCAGCGGGAGCAGUUGGCUCAGCAGAGGUUGCAGCUGGAACAGAUUCAACAGCUGCAGCAACAACUGCAUCAGCAGCUGGAAGAGCAGAAAGUCAGAAAUACUGCAAAUUUCCCCGCAGUUUGUGAUCCAUCAGGUAGAAUCCACCCACAUAUGUCGGAGAUGGCUAUUGAGAUGCAAAAACCAAUACCACAAAGUGGACAGUACUGGCCUGUAAACCAGGGAUAUGUGGAAGGUACCCCUGUUGCCACAACUGGCCAAGAAGCAUAUUUAUCCCCACAUCAUAGAGCGAUUAUAGAACCACCACAUCGAUCUGCUUCUGAACUUUCCCUUCGAACUGAUGAGCACUUGGAAAAUAGGGGCAUCAGGAAACGAAAUUCAAUGCCAAGACUGAGGGAUGCUUAUGAGGGAAGUGAUACAUCAUUGCGCGAUCAGUAUGUGGUUAAGAAAAUAGCAGACUGUAGCGUACAAACUGAUGAUGAAGAAGGAGAAGAAAGCUACUACAUGUCUCGUCGGAGGAGAACUAAGCGGAGUGUGGAUUGCAGUGUGCAAACAGAUGAUGAAGACAAUGGAGAAAUGGAGCAGCCUACUCGUAGGCGCCGCUCCAGAUUCUCAAAGCAUUCAGAUUCAAGCACAGAAGGCAAACGGGAAAUGCAAAAGGGGACCUCCAGUAUUGCUAUACAAACAGUCAGUGAUUGCUCUAUACAAACAGAUCCAAAUGAGCUUGGACCAGUAUCACCUGCCAUCCAUAUCACGCCUGAUCCACGAGUGGAAAUUGUAAGAUAUAUAUCUGCUCCUGAGAAGACCCGUAAAGGAGAGAGUCUUGGUUGCCAGACAGAACCAGAAGCACAGUCACAGGGCAUUGUUGGUCCUCACUUUGCAACUUCUAGUACUGUUAAUCCCUACUCUACUAACAUACAGAUUGUAACACCCGGCCCACUGGAUCAAACCAAUGCCAGGCAGCAGGGAAUCAUGAUUGUCCCAAAGUUUGAGAAAAAGAAACCAGAUCCUUUGGAAAUAGGAUAUCAAUGUCACCUUCCACCUGAACCUUUGCCUCAAAUGAUUCGCCAGCCUCCUAAGUCUCCACAGGUGCUGUACUCUCCCGUGUCACCACUCUCUCCUCAUCGGCUUUUAGAUACAUCUUUUACUUCAUGUGAGAAGUUAAAUAAAGCCCACGUUACUCCACAGAAACAUUUUGCCACUGAGUCACCUAAGCGACAGCAAGGUCUGCCUCGGCCAAUCAAGGUGAUGCAACGCUCCAUGUCUGACCCAAAGCCUGUCAGCCCGACUUCAGAAGAUUCUGGAAAACUGAGAUUUUUUUCUCAUCAUCAACAAGGUCUACAUGGCAGUCAGAUUGGAAACUUGCAGCAGAGCACAAUGAAGAAAGUGAAAAGAACACUACCUAGUCCACCACCUGAAGAAAUAAUGCACGGCGGUGUACCACUUCAUCCACAACUAUUUGCAACUUCACUGCCUCGCAAACGGGGACCACUGCCAGAUCAGAUCACUCGUGAUAAACUCCUGAAGGAUAUCAGUCAUGAACUGGAAAAAGUAGAGCAAGAAUCAAACAAACUCCAGAAGAAACAGGCAGAGCUUGAUGAAGAAGAGAAAGAAAUUGAUGCAAAGCUACGAUACAUAGAGCUUGGAAUCAAUCGAAGGAAGGAAACAUUUGUCAAAGAUCCAACCAAACGAGAUCUGGGAUAUGUACGGGGUCUGGGAGAGGACAGGGAUUAUAUGUCGGACAGCGAAGUUAAUAAUGUCAGAAUAUCUUCAUACAACAGCAACAAUCUCUUAGCGAGGCCACACACUGCUCCACUCAAUCAGUAUUCUGAAUUUUCAAUAGCACAGCAUCCAACCACAUCAUCUCAUUACCCUCCAUCACAGGUCACUUCUCAAGGUCUGACAACCUAUCAACAAGGAGGAUAUCAACCACUCCAUUAUCCAGUUCCCAAUACUUACCAGUCACAAAACAAUUUUCAGUCUCAUCCAAAUUUACAUUCUCAAAACACUUUUCAGCCACAAUCAUAUCCCCAGAACACAAACUACCAGACUGACAGUAGUUUACAGAACAUAGCUGGAUUCCAGUCACCUAACCAGUACAAUACUCAUACUACCUAUCCAAAUCAGGCUCCCUUCCAGUCUGCUCAGUAUCAGCAACAGGCAAACGUCCCAACACAACAUCAGAAGCCAAGGCAAACAUCAUUAGCUGAUCUUGAACAGAAGAUACCCACCAAUUAUGAAGUAAUUGGUAAUACAAAUGCAAUUAUUUCUGCGACUUCAUCUGAGAAAGUUUACACAACUACAACAGUGAGUAACAACUAUGACCAGUACAAGAAUACAGAGUUGAGAGUUGCUGACAGUGGAAGUGCAAUAGAAAGUCCUUCAACUAACUAUUCAGCAGACUCCCUGUAUGCAAACCUAGAACACAAUAUUUCUCGCAAUUAUGUUAUGAUUGAUGAUAUUAGUGAAUUGACCAAAGAGAAUACCUCAGCAACAGAAAAUCAGAAAGUAGAACCACCUCCUCAACCUAGUAAUACAAGACAUGGAAAAGAAAAGAAUGACUUCAUGGAGGCAACCAAUUCUAAUAGGACCCAUGCAUAUAAUAAAGCUGGUGAUGAAUCAGAGGAAGACAUAUAUGACCUCCAAGUAUCAGACCAUCGAGGGAAGAAUGGAUACCAAAGGAAUUCAGAUGGCCAUGGCAGAAUAUCAAAUAGCUCAAGUGGAUCUUCAUGUUACUAUGCAGAUAGCAAUCACAAACAUUCCUCUCGAACAGACAAGCACAACUCUUCUUAUGGGUCUCAAAAGCAUUCAUCGAAGCAACAGGCUCCCGCUGUGGUAUCUGCCAAACGCAGCAAACACAGAAAACAAAAUAUAGAACAGAAAAUCUCCAAGUUUUCGCCAAUAGAGGAAGCUAAAGAUGUGGAAUCUGAUUUUGCUUCAUAUCCUGCAACAACUUCAGCAGCAGGAAACAAUGUGAUCUUGAAGGCACAGAAGCUUCAGGAUGAGAUAACAUAUGGUCUCAAGAAGAACAUUUAUGAUCAUCAGAGAUAUUCUGGUCAUGGUAGUAGAGAAUCAUUGCAAGAUUCAGAGAGAGGCUACAGCAAUGGCAACAGAUCAAGAUCUUCCUCAAUGUAUGGGAUGGAAAAAUCUGGAAAAGAAGCCCCUAGUCCUAGAAGUAAAUCUUAUGAAAGAGAUGCAAUGGAGCGGUCUCAGAAGACAGGAAUGGGCCAUAGUCGAGGACGUGGUCCUAUAAGAGCCCAAGCAUCCCAAGAGGAAAGCCCUUUGAGUCCUCUGGGAAAUCAGGUGCAUGCAGGAAGGGCAUCUAGAGAACCUCUCCCACCAAAUGUUGUAGACAGCCGAUCUCAAUUUGGCUCUAGCCACUCCCUGCCUGAUGUGCAGGAUGGAAAAGAGACAUCACGUAGCUAUACUUAUAGAGAGGAUGACGGUUACAUCAUGGAUGAUAUGCACUGUGCUGUGUCUGACAGUGAAGCCUAUCAUUUGGGCCAAGAGGAGACAGACUGGUUUGAAAAGCCCAGGGAGCGUUCCAGACAUUACAGUGGACAGCCUUCAUCACAGAGACGCAGUUACCGAAGCCACUCGCGCCAUGACUAUGAUGAACCAACAGAUGAUUCAUGGCAACCGGUAGAUCGUUCACAGUCACGGUACUCCUCAAAAGAGCACCAGAAACAGUCUGCAUAUCAGUACGGAGAACCUGCCCGACAUUCGUCACGCCAUGCAGCUGAUGAACCUUCACGGAAAUCUUCAAGGCAGCACUCAAAAGAGCAAUUUCGCCAAGAAUCCCGGCAAUAUUCCCAACCGCCUUUGCAGAAAAGAAGCCAACAAUCAGAGCAAAGAUCCCAACGAGAUCCUCACCUAGGUUCUGCAGAAUGGACCCAGCCUCGAUCAGCUUCUGGGCAUCAUCUUGAUGCUGAGUCAUCACGAUCCCAGAAGCACUCGCAGCAACAACAACAGUCAACCAGAAAACAGUCGGAAUCCUCAUCUCCUCAACAACAUACUCGGACCCAGCACAGUCAGCCUCCACCAUCACGGCAAAAUCAUUCGCAACAGCCAGUGCGGCAGUCAGCGUCGCAAGUGCGGCAGCCUCAACCGUCGCAAGUGCAGCCCCCGUCGCAACUGCAGCAACAAGCACCCACGCUGCAGCAACAGCAGCAGCCACGCCAAUCUCAACCGCAGCAACGGGCACGGCAGCCACAGCAGCAACAAGCACGGGCACCGCAGCAACAAGAGCCACAGCAAACCCAGCAGCAGCAACCAGCACAGCAGCAGCAACGCCAACAACAACAGCAACAACAGCAGCAGCAGCAGCCACCACAACAGGCACAGCAGCAACAGACCCUUCAGCAACCGGUCGGGCAACAACAGCCUCAACCUCAACCCCAAGCACAGCAGCCACAAACAAGGCCAACCAUGGCAAAGGUGGAUCAAACAACAGCUGCAAAACCUGUGAUAAAACAAGCAACUGCACCACAACGAGCUGCUAACUUAGCAGGUUCAAAAGCAGGUGAAGAAAAAGAAGGCGAUAUUGGAGCUUUUGUUUCCAAAAUGUUGCCAGGAGGAGCUGCUGAGCAGGCUGGGAAGCUGACUGAAGGCAUCGCUUCUUUUGGCCGUAAAUUAACUUCAUUUUGGUGAUCACACUGCUGUAAGGAAAGUUAGUGUGGGAUUGGAGAGAGGUGUAACAUACUGGAAAAACCUAUGAAGAAUCAGAAUACAUUCAACAAGAAACAUUAGAGCAUGGGACUCUGUGUAUACUGUUAAGAGGAAGAGGCAAAAUGGAAACCUGAAUGGCAACAGGAUACUAAAUAUGCACAUCGAAUGGAGCGACUGUUUCUUUCAAGCCUGGCAGGAGGACAAACAGACCAUCCCAGGAAUCAAUCCGGACUGCAGAACAUCUUCAGUAUUGAAGGCCAGACAACAACAGGAAGCCAUGAGUCUGUGUGAGGGCAGAGAAUGAAUAACCUCACUGUCCUUAUGCAGCACUGCAGGAAAAAUUACCCCAGCAUCUGACAGCUUUGCCAAGGAUUUUCUGGUUGUCCCAUAAUGGAAAUUGUAAGACAAAGCUUGUCAGUGUCUGUCUAUGCAACGUGAAGAGGAAAACGCGUCCAAGAGGAAACGUCAUAACUUGCUGAGACUUUAAACAAAGGUUGGCUGUGCCUUAAGUAUUUUGCAGGUUGGCUGAAGAAGCAUUUUAGGGAAUCUGAUGUCUUUGGUUCUCAGGAUAAUUUUACACAUGGGCACGGAAAGAAAAUUUGGAAGCCAACAUUUGUCCAAGUUCAAAUCUGCUUGUUUGGUGGAAUUUUGAAAGUGAAGCCUCUAGGCCAUUGAGAACCUCCAGUUAUUGGCUAUCACUUGACAAUUUUCAAUGAUGGUUUGGAGAUGCCUUCUGCCUAAUGAUGAAUAUUUGGAAUUAUUUUACCUCCAAACGAUGUUUGCAGAAUUUGGGAUUCCUUAUGCUUGGGUUUGCUCAAUGCCCUCUUUUCUUGGACCCUGAAGGGAAAGACUGGAGCAUGCACAGAGUCCAGUUUCUCUCACUCAAGCUUUUGAUCUUCAUAGGUUUUACUGUAUUCAUAGACUAGAAUUCCUUGAGGUGAACUUACUACCUUUUUUAGGGCUGGGAGCAAAAGCUCCAUUUUCCCCAAACAUUCCACUAUCUUUUGUUCACUUUCCAGCUGAUUCUAUGAGAUGGGCAGGUGCAGCGCUGUGCAGUAUUCUGUGGACCCCCCCCACCCCCCGAGGCAUUCCAGAAAAGAAUGUCAGGACUCAGCCCUUUACCCAGGACCUAGCACUGUUCAAUGAUUGUGAAACACAAACACUGGUCACAAGAACCAAAAGUGUUAAAAGUAAUCACAUCACUGGUGACAUCUGGAUUGACAUUGUGGACAGACAUGCCAUGCAGUUAUCACAAGCUAUUUCAUUACUUUACUGUGGGUGUAUUCCACAUAAUGUUUUUCCGUUAACAUGCUUGCCUGUAUUUUUAUGUAUGCUAUUUUGAAAUCGCCUUAAUCAUUUCCAAUUUUCUAUUGUAUACCUCAAAAGAUUUUUUUCUCUCUCUUCUGGACACAACCUGCAUUUUUUUCCUCAUCGCUACACAGUACUGGAUAUGUAUUGGGUAGAAAAGGAGGGAUGGUACUAUUAGAAGCAAUAGGUCAGUGGUAGGCUGACAAGAGCACAAAUAUGGAGGAGAAAGCAUGCCUCUGCCCUGCAUUUAUGGUAAUGUGCAAUUCAUUUGGGCUUCCAUUCAUCAGAAUAAGAUGAAGGAAAACAAUUACCAAUUCAGAUUUUCUAUGCAAUGAUAAGAAAACUGUGUUAAUAUUUAAUACUGAAUUUAAUGUUAUAUAUGGCAUUAAUUAAAAUUAUGAUGUUGAUAUUGAGAAGCAAUGUUUGUAACUGUAACUCAUUGAUUGGCAUAACCUGUCAAGUGUGGUGUUGUUGAACAAUUGACAGGAUCAGUUGCCAAAGGCAUAGCCACGUUAAAGCAGUGGGUUAGUAGUGUGCAUGUCUUUGUCUGCAGAGCAUGACUUGCUGAUUCAGUGCUUGCCUUCCAUUUAGUAUUGCAGUUGUAGUGUUGCCCAUAUUAAAUUUAUUGUAUGCACUUGCUAUUGGCAAGCCACAACCAAGGAAAUUCCAUACUCGGAGAGACCUAACUGGUCACCCAUGGGAUUUCCCAGUCCUAGAGCACGAUAGUUCUGUUUAAAAUAGAACAUCAGAUUCCUACCCUCUCAGCUUAUCGAGCUUAUUGUUAUUGGAAUGACAAUUCCCAAUUCAGAAGUACUUAAGCAUCUUUCCAUUAUAUAUUCUAAAGGCAGAUGUUAAACAUAGAUAUCUUGAUCAGAGAAAGCUGCAGUAGGGUUUGAUGUGACCUCAGGACUGUAGGUUGGAGAAUAUUGAUUAUUUUCUUACCAUUGAGCUUUGGAGGGUCAAACAUAGCUUUAAUUUCAAAAUUUUGAAUCCAAAACUUAAGAAUUUUAUUUUGUUUCUUAAGCCCUUGCAAUAGCCCUAUUUUCUUUCCCUCUUUGGAAUAUCACCCUCGUUACCAUGAUGAUCCAUCUUGAAAAUAGUGGGAUUAUAAAUUCUUUCCAAGCACCCAAUACCGAAAAAAAAAUUCAGCAGCUGGAGUUUCAAUUUUAAAAUAUAAAAUAUAAAAUUUAAAAUAUAAAAUAUAACCUCAGAUGUCAGAUGUCUCUGCCACCAGCUACUUCAUAAUAAAUGAACUUCAUUACAAUUUGCAUAUGCCUUAGACUAUCAGACUAAUAUCCUACACAUCACUUGUUGAAACUUAAGAAAGAAUUUUGAUCAGGUGGGGAUGUUUAUUCAAGUUGACCCAACUGGCUCCAUCACAAGGCCCAAAAGUUCAGAUUUGGAGCCAUUAUUAUCCAUAUUUUGCAGAGACUCUUGGAGGUGCCGUUUCUUCUAGGCUGACUGGUUUCACUGCCUACUGUUCCUUCCCUGUGUACACUUUUAAAUCGUAGUAUAACCAGUAUCUACAUUUUCCAUAUCUUGUGUCAUUAACAUGUAUAUAUGUUAGUAUGCGCAAAUGUACGUAACUGCAUGAAUAAUCAGCUCUGGAAAAAUAAUUGAUGUCAACCUACAUUAUUACUCUUGUCUAACCAUGUAUUCGGUGACAGUCUGAGGACGAAUGUAAUUGGGUGGCAUUAUCGUUCUGAGAGAUGCAGUAGCAUUCCCGUAUCAGACAGAUACUUUCUUCAGUUUAUUCGACAGCAGAUACACAGAUUUCAAAUGAAGGAAAAUGCCAUGGUUCUGUAAAAAUAAUCAAAUCUUAUUUCAGAGUAUCCAGCAUUAAAAAAUGUACAUAAAAUUAUUUGCAAUUCUAUAUGAAAGAAGCAUAUAUUUUGAAAGCUAUAAAAGAUUUACUAUUGAGGAGUUUAAUGCAUUUAGAUUUUAAGUGAUUUCCGGGGUUGUGCAAUCAAAGAUUACUUCCUCUCGUCGUGGUAUUUGUGAAUGAAGAAAACAGAUGAUGUCUGCAAAAGACAGUCACCACCCAUGAGAGUUAGUGUUAUCCUGCAUCCCACCACAAACAUCUGUAAUUACCUCACAAAUGUGGAAGAAUGAAUUUCAUUCAACCUUUCUAAAGAUACUAGAGGCCUGAUGUUUUCAUGGCACUGCAUUGAAAAGAAAACCCCAAAUCUAAACUUCAGAGACUAUUGUAUACUUAAGAAGUUCUUGGUGCAGAUAAUGAAAAGAAUGCUUUACCUUCAACGUUGGAAAAUGAUCAUUUGUAACAAGAGGAAAGAUUAUUUAUUGCUGUAUUGGAAAGGAAAAUAAUGCUUCAGUUAGUUUAAAUCUCUUAAGAUGGGCAUCAAAAGCAAAGGUGCAACUACAUUGAUUGCCUUGCAAACAUUCGGUAGAGAUGGACAUUAUAGACUAACAGUUCAGGCCCAACUGAAUCUAUGGACUGUUCCUCAGGUUUUUACCUGUGUGGAGUUCUUUUACCACAGGACCUGCAUAGUACAUGGAGGUGAGUCACCACUCUCCUCAAGGAAUUAGGGAUGGGUAUUAAAUGCUGUCCUUGCCCAUGACACCCUCAUCCUGUACACAUAGGAGCACCCGGUGCUCUAGUGCUGAACUGUUGGAUUACUACCAUUAGAGAACGUCAGGGAGCUAUGCGAAUAACAAAAUAGCCAUUAAGUGGUCCAAGCUAGUGCAACAGCAUUGUAAUUUACUCUGCAGAUCCCAUGGACUUUACACUACUAAUCAUCAGCCACAUGGAACAUUCCACUCCUGCAAAAUUGAACUGCAAAGCAAGAAUAUCUAAAGCAGAAUUACAGUGUAUUUUGUUCAGACACAUGUACAUAAAGUGAUACUUCCAAGUACGCAGUGAUUCAAAAUGUAAACUGACAGAGGUACAUGUCAAGAGAUGCUUAAUAUGAAUUUGAUCAAGUACAUAGAUUCUUCAUAAGAUUUGUGCAGUCUUUGAAUAUUCAUUGGGAUUUCGAACAUAUUUCAAACAAAUAUCCAAUUCCUAAGUGUACACACUAAAUACAAAAAAUGAGGACUAGACAAACUAAGGGAAAUGCAUAGCAGUUGUUGAGAAAAUGUCCUUAACAAGUACGACAUAAGUACAACACAGGCCACACUAUACUGUUUACAGUACUUGCCACAGACAUCACGUUGUUAUAAACCUCAAUCAUUUUGCAGUCGCUUGUUUAUUGGUAAAGUUAUUAUCUCGUCUCAUAGCUCAUCUGUUGUCUUCAUUUGUAAGUAAACCACAUUCUCGAGGGGAAACAUUACACUGGAUUCUCAAUGAAAGUGAAUUUUUAGAGGAGAUGGGGAAUGAAUGAUAUUUGGAACCUAUUGGACUCAAUGAUUAUACUUAAGAGACAGCCCCAACUAACUCAUCAGGUUAGCUGGGGGAGCAACUAGAACUCUAGACUACAAAAUUCGCUGAUCUCAGGGUGCUAAUAAGGAUACCACAAUAGCUCCAGGCAUUGUGAGCCAAGUAGAGAAUAAUUUUGCUAAAUUCUCACAUCCUAUCCUUUACUGUAAAAUCAACGUGUAUGGAAAUUUCAAGAGUUUUGAUCACACCUUUCCCUACAGCGCACUUAAUCCAACAAUCUGAUAACCUGUUCGCAGUCUAAGUCUAUGAAUAAAGGUUGGCUGCAGUGUGAAAGAGCAGUACCUGCCCAGGGAACUAUACACUAAUGAGGGGUCAAUGUUGGUAGAAAAAGGGAGAAUAAAAAGUUCCUGUUUGUGCUGUAAAACAUAAAAAGCCUAAUUUUGAUAUCUCGCGCGUAUUAAUUUAUUGUUUGAAUUGCUUUCCUCAAACUUAAAAUCAGUAUUUGAUGAAAACUCCUGAAGAACAACUAUCAGUUCCCUAACUCUUCAUUCUGUUCUUACCUGGUGCUUUACAUUUUGACCUUUCACCUUUAGCAGAUAGCAGGUAAGUUCUCUCACAGCUCCGGUGCCUGUACCCAUGGGGGCUCCAAGUAUACCUUGACAGGUGGGAAAGAUAGACUAUAGCUCAUUGCUCCCCAAGGAGGAUGAUUUAGUUUCCCCAGCCCUACCUUAUUCUUUUUGCCUGUCCAAUCUCGGUUUUGGCCCUUUUCUCCCAAUAAGAUGAACUUUCAGUUGGUGCAGCCUACAUUUUAUUCAAGAUUAAACAUUUUAAAGCAGUUGAUUGGCUGCUGAAAAUGAUUUGUUUCUGUCAUGUAAAUAAUUGUACAGUGUGUAAAUCUCAUUCAAAUUAUUUAAACAGCCACUGGGUGUGGAUCUCACAUGCCAGCAAUCCUGCCAAUUCAUGCUUGUUUUAAAAAAAAAUUGAAAAGCAAAAAAAAACACCGUGUUUGUGGCUGAUUCGUAUAGACUGUUGAGAUAUUGUAUUCAGUUGUUAUUCGUGUAGAGUUUUUACAUGUUGUGUAUGAAAAUGAGGUGACUUCCUAAAGUAAACCUGACUUCCAUGUAUUUGGAAAGAGUGUAAAACUCACUGUUAUAAGUGCAAUGAAUAAUUCCCGUUUGAACAUUGUAAAUGUAUGUAUGCUGCACUGUAUACUGUGAUGGUUGUAGUAUUGAAUAUAUGAUAUUGUACAAUGUGGUUGUGUAAAAUGUGUCCAACCAAAUCAUUUCCAUGGGAAACCAAUAAAAACCUUGAAGUAACAA